Messenger RNA from Misgurnus anguillicaudatus (oriental weatherfish), 2894 nucleotides. Lineage: Eukaryota; Metazoa; Chordata; Actinopteri; Cypriniformes; Cobitidae. The record is from RefSeq and is a predicted model, not a curated record.
UGUACUUAAGUACUAAAAUACAGUAUCUGUACUCUACUGAAGUAUUAUUUUUUUCUCCUACUUCCACUUUUACUUCAGUACAUAUUUUCGAUGAGUUUAAUACUUUUACUCCGAUACAUUUUUUAUGUGCUGCAUCGUUACUCGUUAUAAAAAUAAAACGAAUCAUUCCAUUAUCACUGCCAGAGCAGUAGAUGGCUCUGUCACGAGGUUUGAUGAAUCUGACUCGUCGUCAUUGGCGAUCAAGCCGUUUGAAGAAGACCACGCCUGCUCCCGUUCUGCCUUUCACUCUGCUGCCUGCCUGCAUUGAGAAGGAUAACGUUACGUGUUUUGUGUAUUUCGAGAUGGCGGAAGAAGAAACACCACCUUCAACUUCAAGUGAUUGUGGCGGUGAGGGUAAAGAAGACGACCACCCAUGGCCCUACUUAGAGUCCAUGUUUUCAUUUGCCGGAGCGAAAGACAAUUCAUAUAGAAUGAAGUGCCUUCUCUGCCUCCCGAAAGAUUGCGAAAUAUUGGCCUUCAGAAAUUCACCAUCGAAUUUGAAGAAACAUAUCAAGAGCAAGCAUGGCUGCCACAUGAGUAGAUACGAGGAACUCACAUCUGCAAAGCGAAAGAAGACUGUGAUUCCCUCCCCCUCAAGCAGCCACAAGCAGCCCACAUUAAUGGGUUGCUUUACCACGAUGCCCCAGAGAUCCAUUGACAAGGCAAUCAUGAAGUAUGUUGUCCGAGGACUUCAGCCUUUCAGCAUUGUAGAGCAAGAAGCUUUCCGUGACUUUGUGUUAGACCUGGUGCCAAAUAGCAAAAUAAUGACAAGAGUCACACUCACAUCUAUGAUUGAUGAUGCUGCCAAACAGAUGAAGACCAAAAUUAUUGAGGCCAUGAAAACUAUUGAUUACAUCGCAACAACCACUGACUGCUGGUCAGCCAGGCGGCGUAGUUUCAUUGGGAUCACAGCUCACUGGGUGGACCCCGAAAGUUUAAAAAGAUGCUCAGUGGCCCUUGCCUGUAGAAGAUUAAGAGGCUCUCACACUUUCGACCUUCUGGCAAAUGUACUUAAUGAUAUACAUGCUGAGUUUGAAAUUCGGGGAAAGAUAGUCAGAACGACAACGGACAAUGGGUCCAACUUCAUCAAAGCCUUCAAAGUAUUCGGUGAAGAUGUUAAUAACAAUGCUGGUGCUGUAGUUCAGGAGGAAGAGGAGGAAGAACUAGCAGACAAAGAUGAGGAGGAGGUAGAGUUUGUCGAUGUAUCUUCACUUUUGGAUGAGGAUGAUGGUUUUGAGUUUCAGCUCCCGAAGCACCAGCGUUGUGCAUGCCAUAUUCUUAACCUUAUAGCCACUGCAGAUGCCAGCAAGGCAGUGUCCAAUGACUCAUACAAGAAAUUGUACUACUCCGCCUUUAGCAAGUGCAAUGCACUUUGGAAUAAGUGUUCAAGAUCCUCAACAGCAGCUGAAACGGUGGAAGAUGCUUGCUCCCUACAGCUUGUGCGACCGAAUGCAACAAGGUGGAACUCUGUGUUCAUGGCUGUGGAGAGACUGCUCAGGAUCGUGAAAGAAAAGGGAGAGGCAGCAAUGAGAGUUGUUUGCACGGAUCUGAAGGUUCCAAUGUUUAAUCCAGCAGAACUUGCAUUCCUGUCAGAGUAUGCUGCUGUCAUGACUCCAGUCGCCCAAGCAACAAAUAUUUUGCAAGCUGAAACCAAUGUCCAGAUGGGGUGGCUGCUGCCAACCAUUAAGCUCCUGACAGUCAAGCUGAACAGGAUCAAGCUACCGCUGAAGUACUGCAAGCCGCUGGUGGAUGCUUUGCAGGUGGGCAUUGAGAAUCGCUUUGGCCCUAUGAUGGAAGACCCAGAGCUGGUGGCUGCUGCUAUUCUGCUUCCAAAAUUCAAGACAAAUUGGACACAGGAAGAUGAGACAAUCAAAAUAGGAAUGGACUACAUCAAACGAUGCAUUGAAGACCCCUCGUUGGAGUCCUUUGUGGUCAACAGGUCCAGCUCAUCUGACGAAGACGACUUCUUUUCUAGCUUGCAGAGUUCAAAUACACAAGAAGGCACCAAACAGUUAGAUGCAUACUUGGCCUGUUCGGCUGAUAACAUGGACUUGCUCAAGUCUUUUCCAGCUGUGUGCAAGUUGUCUGUUAAGUUAAACACACCUCUUCCAGCAUCAGCAGCCUGCGAGAGGCUUUUUAGUAUCGCAGGUUUAGUCUUUAGCCCUAGAAGAGCAAGACUGGAUGCAUUAAAUUUUGAGAACCAACUACUUUUGAAAAUAAACAAAAGAUUUCUAACUUCCUAAAUAUUACUGCUUUAUGCAUACCAGUUUAAGAAGGGAAUAAUUUGUGGAGAAAAAGCAGGGAAGAGAGUGGAGGGAUGCUUUAACGGGAGAGGGGACAUGCCUGUUCUGGUUGUUUACAAAGAGUUAAGCCCAGUGUUUUUAGGUGCUGUAUUCACUUUUUUUUGCUGUAUUUCAUUUUUUUUUUUUUACAUAAGACAUAUUUGUAUGUGGCCUACUGGCCUUUGAGAUCUUGAAGUUGCCUUAAUAUGUUGAGGAUCAAAAGAAAAUGUGUAUACUUGAGGUAAUUGUUUACAGAGAGUUAAGCUCCGUGUUUUAAGGUGCUCUUGUACAUUCCUGUCUUUGUACUGCUGCUACAGCCAAAGGUAUUCUAAGUGUCCUUUAGGCUAAACAUUUGAAAUAAAAACAAUGAUAUUCAAACUCAUUCAAACUUUUCUUUAAUAACUACAUUACACAAUACUUGUACUUUUACUUUCAGUACUUGAGUAGUAAAUUUUAAAAUAAACUACUUGCAAUACUUAAGUACAAAACAUGUUUAAUACUUUAGUACUUCCACUUAAGUAUGGUGCUUAAAGAGCACUUCAACUUCUACUCAAGUCACUUUUUUGAUAGAGU